AUGCCGCCUAACCCCUUUGAGAUGCCUUGGUGGGGGCUCCUGAACCUGAGCCUGCCCCUCCUUAGGAACCAGAGCCAAUUUCAGCUCGAUGCCUCCUGCUGGAUGUCCCAUGGCACAACAGUGGCGCUGGUUCUGUCAUACUGCUUGGUUAUGGUCUUGGGGCUGUUUGGGAAUGUUUGUCUGAUCUGCAUCAUUGCACGCCAGAGAGAUCGAGCCAACGUGACCAGUAUCCUUAUUGCCAACCUCUCUGUCUCUGACAUCCUGGUGUGUGUGUUCUGUCUGCCUUUCACCGUGGUUUACACGCUCAUGGACCACUGGAUCUUUGGGGGCGUUUUGUGUCGGCUCAUGCCUUUUGUGCAGUGCACAUCGGUGACCGUCUCCAUCUUGUCGUUGGUGCUGAUCGCCAUCGAGCGCCAUCAGCUCAUCAUUAACCCCUCAGGCUGGAAACCCAGCGUACCCCAAGCCUAUUUGGCCGUUCUGGUCAUCUGGGUUCUGGCCUGCUUCACCUCACUGCCCUUCUUAGCCUUCCACCUGCUGACCAGUGAGCCCUACAGCCUGUUACCCAACCCACAAGCCCAGCUGGAGGCCUGUCUGGAGCACUGGCCAUCACAGGAGCAAAAGUUGGCCUACACAACAUGUCUGCUGGUGUUCCAGUAUUGUGCACCUCUCCUGUUUGUGCUCCUCUGCUAUCUGCGCAUCUUCCUCAGGCUGCGACAUAGGAGACACAUGCUGGACAGGCAGUGCAGUCGCACCGAGGAGAACCGUCGCAUGAGUCACAGCAAACGUAUCAACAGUAUGUUGGCGGCUCUAGUCACUGCCUUUGCCGUGUGUUGGCUGCCACUGAACGCCUUCAAUGUGGUGGCUGAUUGGCACCAGGAGGCACUGCCCAUCUGCCACCAUGACCUGUUAUUCUCACUGUGCCAUCUGUUGGCCAUGUGUUCCACCUGCAUCAACCCCAUCAUUUAUGGUUUUCUCAACAGCAACUUCCGCAAGGAGGUCGCAGCCGCUCUGCUGCACUGCCGAUGCCAACCUCUGGAGGACAGCUAUGAGCACUUUCCCCUCUCCACCAUGAACACAGACGUGUCACGGACCUCACUUCGCCUCAGCUACAGAAACAACUCAGUAUAA
Chanos chanos (milkfish) is the source of this 1128-nucleotide messenger RNA. RefSeq names its product neuropeptide Y receptor Y4 (gene npy4r). Gene Ontology annotation, biological process: G protein-coupled receptor signaling pathway. NCBI's taxonomy places the organism in Eukaryota, Metazoa, Chordata, Actinopteri, Gonorynchiformes, Chanidae. The transcript has a single exon. The record is from RefSeq and is a predicted model, not a curated record. Bases 1 to 1128 code for a protein of 375 amino acids. Gene Ontology annotation, cellular component: plasma membrane; neuron projection. Gene Ontology annotation, molecular function: neuropeptide Y receptor activity; neuropeptide binding.